Messenger RNA from Orbilia oligospora ATCC 24927, 1188 nucleotides. RefSeq lists its product as uncharacterized. The coding region runs from base 1 to 1188 and encodes 395 amino acids. Lineage: Eukaryota; Fungi; Ascomycota; Orbiliomycetes; Orbiliales; Orbiliaceae. The transcript is spliced from 3 exons. The record is from RefSeq and is a predicted model, not a curated record.
AUGGGUGGCCAUUUACCUCAUGCUGACCAUUAUACUUUGACACCAAACCACACUCCACAUUCUUCAGCUACAAAGCCCCGUAGUAGAACAUUUCAUGAUAUGGAUGACGAUGUUCACGAUGUAGAACAUGCUAGCCACCAGUUACAACCACAGCAUGGUCACCAUCACCAUCACCACCAACUGCCAAACCAUAAUGGAUAUCACCACCCCGAUCAACCGCCACCGCUUAAAAUCCAGAGGGCUGAUUUUGAGGAUCUACUCGGAAGAACAUCUAUGCCAAUGGGGGGACCUGGGAGCCUUCUUGGAGGUCCCCCAUCAUUACAAGCUCCUGGGCAAUCUGCCCAAAUGUUUGCACCAACGGGGCUUGGAAACCAAGGCCAUCUAUCGCCGAUAGAGCCUUUGAGGCAGGGCCAAGGCGGUCCUCCAAUGCUAGGGCCUGUUCCUGGGUCACCGCACAUGUCGCAUGGAGCGCAAUCCAUGACAACAGCAGUUGGGGCGCCAGGGAUGCCAAUGCCAAUGCCCCGUCCAAGAGGCCCAAAACUCAAGUUCACACCAGAAGACGAUGCGCUCCUACUAGAACUCAAAGAAAAUAGAGCUUUGACCUGGAAGCAAAUUGCAGAGUUUUUCCCUGGUCGGUCAUCUGGGACAUUACAGGUGCGAUAUUGCACAAAGCUGAAAGCAAAGACGACGCAGUGGACAGAUGAUACAGUCCAACGAUUAAGAAAUGCUAUGCAAGAGUAUGAGAAUGAUAGAUGGCGUUUGAUCUCUGCCAAAGUUGGGAAUGCCGACCCUGACGGGAAGUCCGAGGAGGGGAGUUACUCCCCUUCUCAUGAAGGAUUUCCUGUUGGGGAUAACGAAGGCUCCCUUUCCUUCGAUCAACGAGAAAACCAACCAGACAACCGCGAGCAACAACCAUUGUCCCAGCCUAUGGUCCAGCCUAUGCAGCAAUCUAUGCCACAAUCCAUGCCGCAGCCAAUGUCACAGACCCUGCCGCAAUCCAUACCACAGCCGAUGUCACAACCUAUUUCACAACAGCAACAGCAGUCUCAGCAGCCUUUGAUUCCACCGCUGCAUAGAGCAGCACCGGUUCCACAUCAUCUACCCCUACCAUUUGAUUCGAAUCCCGAUAGAUACCAGAAUCUCCAACAUCCUUACCAAACUUUACCUCCAAAACACCCACAUCCUUAG